Molecule: messenger RNA, 2166 nt
Organism: Helobdella robusta
Lineage: Eukaryota; Metazoa; Annelida; Clitellata; Rhynchobdellida; Glossiphoniidae
Exons: 17
Coding region: 1-1578 (525 amino acids)
Biological process (GO): cellular response to oxidative stress; glutathione metabolic process; cell redox homeostasis
Cellular component (GO): cytosol; mitochondrion
Molecular function (GO): flavin adenine dinucleotide binding; glutathione-disulfide reductase (NADPH) activity; thioredoxin-disulfide reductase (NADPH) activity
Source: RefSeq, a predicted model, not a curated record
AUGUUUAAAAUUUACUAUAAACAUGUUAACAAAUGUCUGCAUUUUAAACCAAUAUACUUUUCUAAACCAGUUUCCAAAAGUUACACAUCUGGUCCGCCUGCCGAUGAAACAAAUUUUGAUCUAGUUGUUAUUGGAGGUGGGUCAGGAGGCUUGUCUUGUGCCAAAGAAGCUGCAUCCCUUGGUAAGAAAGUUGCAGUGCUCGAUUAUGUUGAGCCUUCCAGCCAUGGCACAAAAUGGGGCCUAGGAGGAACGUGUGUGAAUGUUGGUUGUAUCCCUAAAAAAUUGUGCCAUCAUGCUGCACAAGUUGGAGGUGUCAUUUCAUACGCCAACAAGUUUGGUUGGAAGGUCCCAGAAAAAGUUCCUCACGAUUGGGAGCUGAUGAUAAAAAACAUUACAAAUUACAUUCGAUCAUUGAACUUCAAACAUAGAGUCAAGCUAGUUGAAAUGAAGGUGAAGUAUAUAAAUGCGAAAGGACAUCUUCUUGAUCCACACACUAUCAAGGCAACUGCCAGAUCCGGUGAUAAUGUAACUGAAACGCAGAUUAAAGCAGCCAACAUCGUCAUAGCCACAGGCAAAAGACCCCGAAUACCGAAUAUUCCCGGUGUCUCAUUAUGCAUCACCAGCGAUGAUCUCUUCUGGAAGAAGACACCACCUGGCAAGACAUUGUGUAUAGGAGCUGGAUAUGUUGCCUUGGAAGCAGCGGGAUUCAUACAAGGACUUGGUUAUGAAACCACCGUUAUGGCUCGUUCAGUUCCUCUCAGCAAAUUUGAUAAGCAAAUGGCGAAGUUGGUUACAGAAUCGAUGGAGAGACAUGGCACAAAAGUUUUGGUAAACACGAUGCCCGAAAAAUUUGAGAAAUCCGGAAGCCGGAUAAAGGUGACCUGGAGGUCGAGUGACUCAGGGCUGAACAGCGAUAUUUUCGACACUGUUGUCAUGGCGAUCGGUCGGACGGCGUCUCCCAACCUUCAGAUAGGCCUGCAACAAGCUGGUGUCACUCUGGAUGUUGAUGGCUGCGUCGUUGGUAACUUUCAGAACGAAAGAGAAAAAUCAUCUGUACCCCACAUCUACGCCAUUGGCGAUGCAUUACAAAACGGAGUUGAGUUGACUCCUGUGGCCGCACGAGCAGGCAAGCUUCUGGCUCGCCGAAUGUUUGGCUUUGGAAAGGAACAGAUGGAUUAUAAUAAUAUAGCCACAACCGUAUUCACUCCGUUGGAGUAUGGCUGCGUGGGCAUGUCGGAAGAACUUGCUGUUGCAACGUACGGCGAAGAAAAUGUUGACGUGUACCACGCUUUCUACAAACCACUUGAGUACACGGUAGCCGAGAAUACAGUAGACGAUAAGGGAUGCUACAUCAAGGUGAUUGUAAAAAGACAGCAGGAAGAGAGAGUACUGGGUAUACAUUUCACGGGACCACAUGCCGGAGAAGUCAUUCAGGGCUUUGCUGUGGCUUUCAGGUGUGUAGUGACUUUUCAAAAGCUGGUGUCAACAGUUGGCAUCCAUCCAACCGUAGCAGAAGAGUUCACGAAACUGCACAUCACCAAACGGUCGGGACUCGAUGCUACAGUUACUGGCUGCUGAGGUUAAGCGGAACAUUCUGUCCUUCUGCUGACAGAAUGUUCCGCAUACAGUUCCGAAGGCUCCCAUCAGAUUUCUGAAAAGUUCCUUCACAGCCAGAUGUAAUAAUGACCAGCUAUGCCUUUUUCUAUAUAAAUAAGCCAAAAAUAAUUUACUUUCAUCCUUAUAUUUAACAUAAUGUUCGUCAACAAACUUUAUUGAACAAAAUCGCCAAGACUGUUCAAUUUUAUGUAACAAUCCUGUUUAGGAAUUACUUUUAAAUAUUCUGGACUUAUUUUAAUUUUGGUUGAAUUAUAUGAAUAAGGCAUUAAUGCAGGAAAUAGUUAAUGACAAUGACCUUUUAAACCUUUAGAGGGCAGAGGUCGUUCGAUGAAUAUCUAUUACUGCAUUUGAUCGUUAUGUUCUGGCUUAUUUCGAUUAUUUAUAUAUUUGUUUAUUUAUUAAAUCCCAUUUAAAAAUUAAAAAAAAAUUUGUUAGUUAUUGUUGACCAUUGUUUUCUACUAGCAGACAUUUUUUAGGAAAAUGUGGAAUCUUUUCAAUUGUUUUGUUUGAUAAAUAUAUAAUUUUUAUGUUUUAUUAAUUUAUAUAAAA